Messenger RNA from Thlaspi arvense, 1221 nucleotides. Lineage: Eukaryota; Viridiplantae; Streptophyta; Magnoliopsida; Brassicales; Brassicaceae. The record is from the annotation of a GenBank genome assembly.
GGAGUUGCUUCAUAUGAAGGCCCUUACUAUGAAAUUAAGGCCCAAGUAUUUAGUAGCCCAGGUAGAAAGAGAAUUCUACAGCCGAAGCGCAGCUUCAUCGGCCGUUCGACGUUCCCUCUUUCUUCGACAGCUUCUCUUGCUAAUCGCCGUCACUUAACUCGAAAAGCAAAGAUGAGACCUCCUCUAACUGGUGGACGUGGUGGCGGUGGGUUCAGUGGUGGACGUGGUGGCGGUGGAUACAGUGGCGGACGUGGUGGCGGUGGGUACAGUGGUGGAAGAGGUGGAGACCGCGGUGGACGCAGAGGAGGGAGAGGUGGAGACCGUGGUGGACGCAGCAGAGGUGGUAGAACCGGCAGAGGAGGUCCACCAGGUCGUGGAGGAAUGAAGGGAGGUAGCAAAGUGAUUGUGGAGCCACACAGACACGGAGGAGUGUUCAUUGCAAAGGGUAAAGAAGAUGCUCUUGUCACUAGGAACUUGGUUCCUGGUGAGGCUGUUUACAACGAGAAGAGAAUCUCUGUUCAGAAUGAAGAUGGAACUAAGGUUGAAUACAGAGUCUGGAAUCCUUUCCGUUCUAAGUUGGCAGCUGCUAUUCUCGGUGGUGUUGACAACAUUUGGAUUAAACCUGGUGCUAAAGUUCUAUACCUCGGUGCUGCUUCCGGAACCACAGUCUCUCACGUGUCUGAUCUUGUUGGACCUGCUAGGAUCUUGGCUCUGAAUGCAUCAUUCUUCCUCAAAACAGGAGGCCACUUUGUGAUCUCAAUCAAGGCAAACUGUAUUGACUCAACGGUUCCAGCAGAAGCUGUGUUCCAGAGCGAAGUGAAGAAGCUGCAACUGGAGCAGUUCAAGCCAGCAGAGCAAGUGACGCUCGAGCCAUUUGAGCGUGAUCAUGCCUGUGUCGUUGGUACCUACCGUGCGCCUAAGAAGGCCAAGGCGGCUACUGCUGCUUAGAACUUUAGAAAUUCAUUAAGUGUUUGGAUUUUGCUUUUUCUCUUGGUUCUCCUUAGAACCUUUAAGGGUUUAGUGGUUUUUCCGAGUAUGAUUUUGUAAUCAUUUUGAACCUUGAUAGGCUUAUUUUGUUCACCAGACUUUCCAACGUUUAAGUUAACUUAUUUAACCAGAUUUUGCUAUUUGAGAGUCUUAAGAUUUGUAUUAAAAAAACACAUGGCAUGUGAAUUUAUCCUCGUGGUGUUGAUGUCAUUGGUAAGAACUCGAGAAUCCACA